This is a messenger RNA of Athalia rosae (coleseed sawfly), 821 nucleotides long. RefSeq names its product transmembrane emp24 domain-containing protein 2 (gene CHOp24). Lineage: Eukaryota; Metazoa; Arthropoda; Insecta; Hymenoptera; Athaliidae. The record is from RefSeq and is a predicted model, not a curated record. The coding region runs from base 112 to 738 and encodes 208 amino acids. Gene Ontology annotation, cellular component: Golgi apparatus; COPII-coated ER to Golgi transport vesicle; endoplasmic reticulum-Golgi intermediate compartment. Gene Ontology annotation, biological process: endoplasmic reticulum to Golgi vesicle-mediated transport; intracellular protein transport; Golgi organization. The transcript has 3 exons.
ACGGCGUUCAGACGGCUGACGGUGGUGGGUAGCGCGACUGGUGACGUGAGCUACGUGGCGCGGUGAUAUUACGCGAUUAUUUGACUAGGGUGAAUGAUUUAUCAAUGAAAAAUGAAUUGGCUUUUGUGUAAUAUAUUUGUGCUAAUAUGGAGUGGCUAUACAAGUGCGUAUUCCAUAACAGUUGAUGCUCACGCCGAGGAGUGCUUCUUCGAUAAGGUGGAAUAUGGCACCAAGAUGGGACUUAUGUUUGAAACAUCGGAGGGAGGAUUUCUGGAUAUAGACGUGAAGAUUGUUGGGCCUGACGGCAAAGUGAUUUAUCAGGGAGAACGAGAGACUAAUGGGAAAUACACAUUUUCCGCUCAUACAGCAGGUAUAUAUACCUACUGCUUUGGAAACCAAAUGAGUACCAUGACUCCAAAAGUGGUCAUGUUCAACAUGGACAUUGGGGAACCUCCGAAACAAGGAGCAGAAGGUGGUGAUGCAGAAGCGCAAGAGGGCGAUGCCCCCAAUCAUGGAAAGUUAGAAGACAUGAUUCGAGAGCUCAGCGCUAGUUUAACGGGAGUCAAACACGAACAAGAAUAUAUGCAGGUGCGAGAUCGAAUUCACCGUGCAAUCAACGAAAGCACAAAUUCUCGGGUGGUCAUGUGGUCUUUCUUUGAGGCAUUAGUGCUAGUCUGCAUGACGCUAGGUCAAGUGUUCUAUUUGAAGCGAUUCUUUGAAGUAAGACGUGUUGUUUAACAAAAUCUGGCGACAGCGAUAGUUUGUCGUAACUCAUUGUAUGUGUUUUUUUUUACAUUCAAUUAAAUUAUAUAAAAGGUCUA